AUGACGCCUAUCGUCAUCCUCUCGCUCUUACUCUCCUUAUUACCCUCUUCCAUCCGAGCGGCCUCUACCUUUUCCCCGGCUCGCCCACCUGCCCAGCCUCUAGCGGUCAAGUCUCCCUACCUGAGCGCCUGGCAAGAAGCUGGUAGCGAUGGUGGUAACGGUGGUUACCUAGCUGGUCAAUGGCCAACCUUCUGGGCUGGUGCCACUCUCGGAUGGACUGGUCUGAUCAAUGUUGACGGAUCCUCUUACUGCUGGAUGGGAGCUCCUCUGCACUUCAACACUGUCGACCAGGUUUCAUACAACUACACUAGCUCUUCUAGCACCUAUGUUCUUUCUGUUGAUGGCAAAGUGCAAAUCACUGCCACUUUCACCUCUCCUAUUACUCCCGAUGACUUCAAGCGCCAGUCUUUGAUUUUCUCAUACCUCAACGUUGACGUCGUUUCCUUGGAUGGAAGCGAACAUGAUGUUCAACUUUACUCCGAUAUCUCUGCUGAAUGGGUUUCCGGUGACCGUGGCCAAGUUGCCCAGUGGGAAUACGGCACCAACGACAGCGUUGCUUACCACAAGGUCUACCGCCAGAACCAGGGCAACUUCCAGGAAGUCAAUGAUCAGACCGAAUACGGUAACUGGUGGUACUCGACCACGACCGACAAGGGGUACACCUACCAGUCCGGUAUUGACGUUGACGUUCGUGCCCAGUUUGGCAACCAUAGCACUCUCACCAACGCCGCCGACACCAACUACCGUGCUAUCAAUAGUGACUGGCCUGUCUUUGCCCACUCUUUCGACCUCGGCUCUGUCGGUACUACUUCUACUAGCCGCCUCUUCACCGUCGGUCUUACCCAGCAGGAUGCCAUUCAAUUCCUCGGUGCUGAUGGCGUUGUUCCUCUUCCUUCUCUCUGGACUCAAUACUUCCCCGACGAGGUCUCUGCUGUCGUUUUCGUCCAAGGUGACUACGCAACUGCUAGCUCUUUGACUGCCAAGCUCGAUGCUAAGGUCCAGUCUGAUGCCGCCGCUGUCAGCGAUGACUACGCUACUCUCGCUACCCUUUCUCUUCGACAGGCCUUUGGUGGCGUCCAGCUCGUCGGAACCAACGACACCCAGUACCUCUUCCUCAAGGAAAUUUCUUCCGACGGUAAUAUCCAGACCGUUGAUGUUAUUUUCCCCGCCCACCCCGCCUACGUCUACACCAACCCUCUCUUGAUGAAGUUGUUGCUAGAACCCUUGUUCGUCAACCAGGAAGCUGGCCAAUACCCCAACAGCUGGUCGAUGCACGAUCUCGGUUCUCACUACCCCAACGCCACCGGCCACACUGACGGCAAAGAUGAGCAAAUGCCUCUAGAAGAGUGUGGUGACAUGCUUAUCAUGGCUUUGGAAUACUACCUUGCUGCCAACGACACUGACUUCCUCACCAAGCACUACAAGCUCCUCGACCAGUGGACUCAGUUCCUCAUCCAGGAGGCACUGUACCCCUCCAACCAGAUCUCCACUGACGAUUUCGCCGGUCCUUUGGUCAACCAGACCAACCUUGCCCUCAAGGGUAUGAUCGGUAUCAAAGCCAUGUCCGUUAUCGCCAACGUCACUGGUAACAACGCCUCUGCGUCAAACUACAGCUCCAUUGCCACCGAUUACAUCACCCAGUGGCAGACUCUUGGCUUCAAUACCCAAGCCAGCCCUGCUCAUGCCAAGUUGAACUACAACAACGAUAGCAGCUGGGGUCUUUUGUACAACUUGUACGGCGACAAGGCUCUCGGACUGGACCUUGUUCCUCAAUCCGUUUACGACACUCAGAGCACCUUCUACCUGACGGUCAACGACACUUAUGGUGUCCCAUUGGACACUCGCCACAGCUACACCAAGGGUGACUGGGAAUCUUGGGUUGCCGCCGUCUGCUCCGACGAAGUCUCCGAAAUGCUGUUCAGCGAACUCGCCAAAUGGAUUAACGUCACACCUACCAACCGCCCUCUUACCGACUGGUACGACACCGUCAGCGGUGACUACAACGGAGGCCCCUUCAUUAACCGUCCAGUCAUGGGUGGUGUUUUCGCCAAGCUUGUGCUUGACAUGGGUCUUCACCCAUAA
Talaromyces proteolyticus is the source of this 2082-nucleotide messenger RNA. Its product is annotated as glutaminase GtaA. The transcript has 4 exons. The coding region runs from base 1 to 2082 and encodes 693 amino acids. Gene Ontology annotation, biological process: carbohydrate metabolic process. Lineage: Eukaryota; Fungi; Ascomycota; Eurotiomycetes; Eurotiales; Trichocomaceae. The record is from RefSeq and is a predicted model, not a curated record.